Messenger RNA from Malania oleifera, 1589 nucleotides. RefSeq names its product rac-like GTP-binding protein ARAC8. Bases 516 to 1151 code for a protein of 211 amino acids. The record is from RefSeq and is a predicted model, not a curated record. NCBI's taxonomy places the organism in Eukaryota, Viridiplantae, Streptophyta, Magnoliopsida, Santalales, Ximeniaceae. Gene Ontology annotation, biological process: cortical cytoskeleton organization; regulation of cell shape; establishment or maintenance of cell polarity. Gene Ontology annotation, molecular function: GTPase activity; GTP binding; protein kinase binding. Gene Ontology annotation, cellular component: cytoskeleton; cytoplasmic vesicle; cell cortex. The transcript has 8 exons.
AUAGCAGAUUGGGAAACAAAAUGUGCAAGCAACCUAAUGAUAUUUCUCCCAACUUCAAUACUAAUCAUUUGAAACGAAAAAUUAAUGGGUUUAACAUUCAAUCAUGGGUUUAGGGUUUGCCACCUGCAGGCGCUCCAAAAAUGAUGAAACCCGGAAAAAAAAUUAUCCAUCUUUUUUACUCACCCACUCUGUAUUAGUAUGACUUAUUCUAAGAUUAAUGAAAGCCCACCUGUCCUUCCAAAGAAGUGAAAAAAGAAAACAAUAAUAAUAAAAAUAACGACUUUACCAAAGAAUCGAUGAUAACAACAAUAAACAAAUAGAGCAAAAUCUCUACUUGGCAAGCAAAAUGAAUGGAAAGUAAAGGAAGUGUUACAGGGGAGGGAAUGAAUGAGAAUCAUGUGACCUCUGGCCACUGCUUCUCUCUCUCUUUUUGAAUCAAAAGUUUCGAAGGCUGCCAACCCACAUUAUUUCCUUUUGCUUCCUCUUCUUUCUCAGCUUCUUUGGGUAAUUUUUCAAUGGCUUCAAGCGCUUCAAGGUUCAUCAAAUGCGUGACAGUGGGAGAUGGGGCUGUGGGGAAAACUUGCUUGCUCAUCUGCUACACCAGUAACAAGUUCCCCACUGACUAUAUACCCACGGUGUUUGAUAAUUUCAGUGCAAAUGUGGUGGCUGAAGGCAUGACAGUGAACUUAGGCCUCUGGGACACAGCUGGCCAAGAAGAUUACAACAGAUUAAGGCCCUUGAGCUACCGCGGGGCAGAUGUCUUUGUCUUGGCUUUCUCAUUAGUUAGCCGUGCAAGCUAUGAGAAUGUACUCAAAAAGUGGAUCUCUGAACUUCAGCAUUAUGCACCAAGCAUACCAGUUGUACUUGUAGGCACCAAAUUGGAUCUUCGCGAAGACAGGUACUAUUUAGCUGAUCAUCCUGGAUUGGUACCUGUCACCACUGCACAGGGAGAGGAACUCCGUAAACAGAUUGGGGCUGCAUAUUAUAUUGAAUGCAGCUCAAAAACUCAGCAGAAUGUGAAAGCCGUUUUUGAUGCUGCCAUUAAAGUAGUUAUCAAGCCACCUCAAAGACAAAAAGAGAAGAAGCAAAAGCCACAACGGGGAUGUCUAUUAAAUGUUCUUUGUGGAAGGAGCUUCAUGGGUCUUCAAUAAAAUUUCUCUUCUUCAUAUUAGUGUUGAAUUCAAAUGUCACGUGUUCUCCCCUGUUAAUAGCAUACCCAGAUUCCAGAAACCUUUUAUGACAAUCUGCUGUCAGGACAAGUGACUUCUAUUUGCACUGCGCUGUGCUAGGGAAAAAAAAGAUGCAGCAUAUGGCUAUCCCACUCUGAGUGUCACUUGCAUCGUGACCGUGUCUAUUAUCCGAUUUUAUGUUCUACUUGAUGGAUAAAGUAGAUAAUACUGGAUGCUAAUCUUUCUUUAUCCGUUCAUUGUAAAGAAUUGGAGCUCAGUGGCUUUGUAAGUGUGAGAUUGCAUUAUAGGAUUUUCUUGAUUCUAUUCAUACAUUUUUCAGGUAAUAUUUGGUUUGAGUUUUGCUCCCAAAGUAAAGAAAUGUUUUUUAGUUGGUAACCAAAUGAGUGUUACUGCUCUAAA